CUCAACGGUCGACCAUUGUGUAACACUGGUCCUCCUAUCACUCUUUACAAUAAAGUCUUUAGCAAAUUCCUUGAUGAUUUUAGUAAUGUAAACCUAAAAAUACCUUCCGAUUUUUUGAGUUGGACCGAAGAACUUAUUCUUGCAGCAACGAAUGGCUAUGGUGAUGAGGAGGAGCGUAAUGAAGCUAUAAGAGGGAAAUUUUCAGAGAAAUUUAGCACAAUGUUGUUAAUUGAGUACGGGAAAAAAAAGCAAAAGUGCAAGAGUGAUGGGAUGAUUGUAACUGAAGUAAACCUAAUAAACGCUUACUUAGGGAUAUUGGAAGGGAAAAAUGAGAUUGGAACGGCUAAAAAUGAUCCCACAAUCCAAGGAGCGAUAUAUUAUAGAGACUACUGGUCCCAGAGUAAUGUUGACCAAAUCCGAGAUUUUUGUUGCGUGCCAACUUUCAUUAUCGGUAUGGUUGGUCCGUGGUUUUGUAUUCUCGGGGGUGUCUUUCUUAGUAGAGUAGUCAUUCAACCAUUGACGGAUUUCAUUCCUCUCACAAUAAAUUUACGAGUUUCUGAUCAAGUGAAACGAAUUUCUCGACUUUUUUAUUCGCUAUUACUUGCAAUUAAAGAGCUCAGAGAAUUUUACCACAAUCUGAAACAGGAGGAGACUGAGACCGAACAGAGAUUUUUUCCUUGUAUUCGACAUUAUAAAAUUGGAGAAAUUGUUCAUCACUUCACCUACUUAUGCGGACUGUUGGAUGAUCAUACAAGAACUAUCUGGAAGGCUAAAAGAGCAGAUGGAAAAUUGAUUGUUGUAAAAUUUGCUUCCAAAUAUAAUAUUCAAGGGCACAAUAUCUGUGCAGAACAUAAUCUCGCGCCACAAUUGCUAUAUUCCAGUGAUGAUGAAGAAGUAAAGGCUCUUGGUGGAUUUAAGAUGGUUAUCAUGGAAUAUAUU
Molecule: messenger RNA, 939 nt
Organism: Rhizophagus irregularis DAOM 181602=DAOM 197198
Lineage: Eukaryota; Fungi; Glomeromycota; Glomeromycetes; Glomerales; Glomeraceae
Source: RefSeq, a predicted model, not a curated record